Messenger RNA from Amyelois transitella, 1815 nucleotides. Its product is annotated as WD repeat-containing protein 13. Bases 143 to 1438 code for a protein of 431 amino acids. Gene Ontology annotation, molecular function: protein binding; promoter-specific chromatin binding. Lineage: Eukaryota; Metazoa; Arthropoda; Insecta; Lepidoptera; Pyralidae. Gene Ontology annotation, cellular component: nucleus. The record is from RefSeq and is a predicted model, not a curated record. The transcript is spliced from 11 exons.
CUAAACUAAACAGUGAACCAAUGAGUCUUUAGACAUUAUUUAAUAUCUGUGCACAACAACAAUAACAAAUAAUCUAAAAUUUCGUAAGAUCUCAUGAUUGAUGACGAUGAUUAAUUAGAAAUAAAAGAUAUAUUAAAAAACGAUGGCGGCGGCAUUUCAACAGCAAAUAUUUGCUUUAGACGCCCGUUUUAACACAUACCGUGCACCAAACAACCCAAACUUUAAAACUCUGUACAUUCGACGCCGCAGUCAACUGCUGAGAGAGAAUGCAAAAUUCAAGGACAUAGAGACUAUAAAGAAGUACAUUCAUGUCCGGAGUCAGCUGCUGCAGCGUCGGUACGGUGUGCUGGACAACAUUUCCAUCAGCUCAGCAUCUUCCAGGGCUAGAUCUAGUAGUAAGGCAAGCUUGGCAUUGGACGUCAAUCCCACAAGCACCAGUAAAAAGAAGAAUGAUAUGACAAUAUCUGAGAACUAUGCAUUCUCUGGUGUACACCACAUUUUUGAUCAGCACACAGAAGAAGUGAGCGUAGUGAAGUUCGCCAACAACGACCGCUCCAAGCUGUGCUGCGCGUCGCACGACGGAUCUGUCUCCAUCUGUGACGUCACGGCCAGUCCGCCGCGCGUCAGCUUCAUACUGGAGGGGCACACCAAGCCGGUUACUGGCUGCGACUGGUCGGCGUCCAACGAGCUGCUGGUGACGGCGGGCGCGGACGCGCGGCUGUGCGUGUGGGAGCUGGCGCGGCGCGCGCGCCUGCGCUGCGUGCGCGACCCGCUCGGCGCGCCGCUGCUGUGCUGCGCGUUCCAGCCGGCCAAUAACAACAUGGUCAUCGCCGGCAACGCUAGGGGCAUGGUGGCAGUUCUCAAUGUUUCAACAGGAAUUUAUCCUAAAGGUGGCAGCAGUAUCCUGGGCGGGAGAGUGUUGUCUAUAGCGUGCGAGUCCAGCGGACGGAUGUUUUGGGCGGCUAACGAUAAGGGCAUGAUAGUGAGCUACCGGCUGGAGGGCGCGGGCGGCGCGCUCAGCAAGCUGCGGCGCUGCGGCGUGGGCGGCGCCGUGUCCAGCCUCGCCUGGAGCCCGUGGCUCGCCCGCCACCCCGCGCUGCUCGCCAGCGCCGCCGACAACUCCCUCUACUUGUUCAGGAUCGCCGACCGCGACGGCAGCUUAGUGCUGAAGAAGCGUUUCGACACGGUGCACAGCAAGCACGCGGUCAAGUCCACUUUCUGUCCCAUCAUGUCGUUCCGCCGCGGCGUGUGCGUGGCCACGGGAGGGGAGGACGCGUGUGUCUACUUCCUGGACAUAGAAGGGAGGGCUGAUCAUCCCGUUGUCAAUAAAUUGCAAGGUCACGCUGCGCCGGUGCUGGGUGUCAGCUUCAGCUACGACGAGAGCCUGCUGGCCACCAGUGACGUCACGGGACUCGUCAUCAUCUGGCGGCGAAGCUGACCCCAGGCGGGGUUUGACAUGCGAGUUGAUAGGUACUAGAGGACCAAAUAAGUCCAAAGGGCCUAUCAUUGUAAUGUUUCUCAGAUUCUGAAGGCUAGAAGUAAAGCAUCAGAUGAAACAUUAUAUAUUUUACCAGAAUCUCGACGAAGUAAAGAAAUAUUUCAAAGCUCAGAUUCACGCGCGCGGAGAUUGAUUCGAACUUAUGACAUGUACUUUUUGUUUAAGCUGUGAUAAUUAUAUUUUGACUUUUUAAUCAAUAUUAGAGACCAUUUAGAGUGGGCAAAUAAUUUAAAUAGAUUGUAUUAAUGUUAAAAUGUAUUGUUAUGUGGUAAGUAUUAAUUAAAAGACAUUAUAUUGAGUCACAAUUUUUAUUAUUU